Messenger RNA from Penicillium soppii, 1080 nucleotides. RefSeq lists its product as uncharacterized. The record is from RefSeq and is a predicted model, not a curated record. NCBI's taxonomy places the organism in Eukaryota, Fungi, Ascomycota, Eurotiomycetes, Eurotiales, Aspergillaceae. The transcript has a single exon. Bases 1 to 1080 code for a protein of 359 amino acids.
AUGGUGUCUCGUUUUAUUUUACUGCAUCUUUUUGCCUUUUCCAUAUGGCCCCAACAACUAAACCUCUUCACAUCGGCUAGCAUCUUGAACCCAUCCGAUAGUAAUGCCGCCCAUUACGAAACAACCACGAUCUUUGAGUUUCCCAGACCAACCUGGAUCGAGAACGUCGCUGUUCGUCAGAAUGGCAAGCUCCUAUGCACUCUCUUCGACCGACCCGAGCUGUACCAAGUUGAUCCGUUCAGUCAGCCUCCCAGAGCGACUCUCAUUCAUGAAUUUACCGCAAUGAAUUACACCAGUCUUUCGGGUAUUGCGGAGAUUUCGCAUGAUGUGUUCGCAGUAAUAGCUGGCUGCGACAACCUUACCACGCUUAAGACAGUUCCAGGAUCUUAUAGCAUCUGGAGAGUUGACUUUUCAAGAGCGUCCUUCAAUAAGAACCACACUCCUGCUGUGUCAAAGCUAGUCGAUAUUCCCUAUAGUGGAAACGGGAUGACUCUUCUUCGUACAUCUCCGCCUACAGUGCUCAUAGCAGACUCUACGUCCGGAGCAAUAUUUAGAGUGGAUCUUUCAACUGGUCAUUCGGAUAUUGUCAUCUCCGAUUCCGCAACAAUGACGGCGCCGACCAACUCUUCAAACCACCUAGGUAUCGAUGGGCUCCGGUACCAUGCCAAAGACGGCCAUCUCUACUACAGCACUCCUGAACGGGGCCUUUUCUGUCGUGUCCCGAUUUCAGGUCUUACCGGUGAGGCUACGGGGCCGAUUAGCGUGAUUGCAACAGGAGUAAGUGGCGAUGAUUUCGCGAUUGGUAUUGGUGGGAUAGCAUAUGUGACACAAAAUCCUGCGAACACGGUAGUUAGAGUCAGACCCGACGGUGCAGUCAGGGUCAUUGCUGGAGCACUUAACUCUACACUUGUAGCGGGAGCAACGAGUGCUAUCUUUGGUAGAACUUUGUUCGACGCAGACAAGCUAUAUGUUGUCACAAAUGGUGGACUAGCCAAACCAGUUGAUGGAAAUAUUGUCACUGGAGGAAAGGUUGUCAGGAUAGAUAGACUUGGAUUCGAACAAUGUUCGCAGCUUCUAUGA